Messenger RNA from Cyanidioschyzon merolae strain 10D, 1560 nucleotides. RefSeq lists its product as hypothetical. Gene Ontology annotation, biological process: magnesium ion transport. Bases 1 to 1560 code for a protein of 519 amino acids. The transcript has a single exon. The record is from RefSeq and is a predicted model, not a curated record. Gene Ontology annotation, molecular function: magnesium ion transmembrane transporter activity. NCBI's taxonomy places the organism in Eukaryota, Rhodophyta, Bangiophyceae, Cyanidiales, Cyanidiaceae.
AUGCCUCAGCGGCGGUUCACUGCAGCGUCAGAGAACAAGCCGCGGAAAACGAUCUUCGAUGGUCUCGAGUCUGGGCCUCUGCGGAGCAUAGCGCAGAAUCCAGCGAGUCGACUCGCCAGCUCCGUCGAGACGCUCGCGAGUGCCGGCGCUUUCCCUGGCGGAGUUUCGGGGCUCUCUGCCGUCGGCCAGGAGGCACUGCUCGUGCUCAACUAUCGAUUUCACGAAUACAGAGCGUCGGGCUAUCAGGGACAGGUCAUCUGGUCGCGAACAUGUUACUGCGAGACGCAGCCGUGCGCCGGUCUGUGUAUGUUCGCGGAGCAUCGCGUUCCUCGAGCCGGUCGAGUCGAAAGCAAGCAAGGCGCGCGCGAACAUUACGAAACGCUUUCGUGCUCAGCGUACAGCUCAAAAGAUCCAUGUCGCAAUGACGAAUGCUGUAUAGCUUCAGCGACGGCAAAGACGAAGAGGACGACGACGCGGAUACCCCACUCAAACUCGAGCGCAUCAGGCGCAGAGAUUCGAAACAUCUUCAUCCAUUCGGUGGAUCGUCGACUUUUCAUGCCGGUGUACCAGAUGCAGCCGACCAUUCGAGUUCGACCCCGUAUGAUCAUCGCAGCGCUUCAUCGUCAUCUCUGCGCUGUUCUGGAACCCGAACGCCUGCUGAUACAGGAUUUCGACUGCGAGCAUGCUCGCAUCCUGCAUCGAAUGGUGUCUGGUCGGCUCACGGGGCCAGAAACAGAUCCAGGAGAGGCGUUUGGAUUUCGUGCCCUUGCAGCGAUGCUCCAUACCUGCGUUCAGUCGAAUGAGCGCAAGCUGCAGUGGAUCAAACAGCAGCUGCAGCACGGCCAACUGCACAUCAAUACCGUGGAAAAGUCCGCGGCUCCGCGGCUUUUACAAGGCGCAGCACGACAAGUGGCACUCGUAGCGCUGCGAGCCCGGAACCUCCGUGUCUGCCUGGAGGAGAGCCUCGACGACGGUAUUGCGGAAACCGUCGCAGCCUGGGUCGGAGAGUGCAUCCCCGGCGAUGACGCUGGGAUGCGGGCAUCAUUUGCCUCGACUCAAGAGAGCGUCUACACGCUGAUUGAAUGGGCGCUAUGGCAGUGCCAUGAUCAUGAAAUGUCUGCAGCUGCCUUGCGGAAGCAGCUGCACAACAUUGAAGAACUGACAGUGAUUGCGCUCGCAGCGAAACAGACUCGGCUAUGGACAGUGAACAUCAGCUGUCAUCUGUGGUUCUGUACGAUCCUGAUAAUGCUGAUUCCGGCGGAUUUUUUCGGAAUGAACAUUGCGAUUCCAGCCUAUGAGGAAACGGCUCCCUCCUGGCCGUGGUUUGUCGUCGUUGCCGUCUCGCUGGUCCUCGGUGCUGGAUUUUUGAUGAUGGGGAUUCUUUAUUGGAAGCGGAAAGGGAUGAUGUCGAUUCUGUUCGCAAAGAGCUCGCCGCCGCCGCCGCCGCCGCCGCCGCAGCAGCAGCAGCAGCAGCCCAGAUGCUCGUUGUGUGAGCGAGGCGAUGAAACGGUCACUUCUGGGAGUACGAGUGCAGCGAUUGAUGCUGCAGAAUGCUGCUAG